Molecule: messenger RNA, 4124 nt
Organism: Nasonia vitripennis (jewel wasp)
Lineage: Eukaryota; Metazoa; Arthropoda; Insecta; Hymenoptera; Pteromalidae
Gene: Rtf1
Product: RNA polymerase-associated protein Rtf1
Exons: 6
Coding region: 510-2588 (692 amino acids)
Cellular component (GO): Cdc73/Paf1 complex
Molecular function (GO): RNA polymerase II C-terminal domain phosphoserine binding; DNA binding
Source: RefSeq, a predicted model, not a curated record
CAUCAGCGCCACGAAGUACGUGUAAAAUUAAAUGGUGUGGAGAAGUUAUGAUGUGGUUAGUUGGGCUUUCAGUCGGUAUAUAGAAAAGCGGCCAACAACAUUUACGACAUAUACCACGUAUAUUAUUACAUAUUAUACAUAUUAUACAUAAAUGACAUAUUUUACACGCGACACGUCGAAAAUUCCGAGUCCUGUCGUAAGCCCACCACGCAUCAGUGUUGUGAUCGCUUGAUUUGCGCCUGCGCCCUCUGGCGCCACCUUCGCCUCCACAACCGGCGCCUAUUACAUUACACGCACAGACGGCAGACGCACUCUGCACUCUGCACACUCUGCAAUCGUGGUAGGCCGAGUAGUGCCGCGCAGCUGCAAGCCUCCGAGAAGAGAUUCGUAUAUACCCUUGCGCAAACUCAGCUAGAGGACGACCUGCGAGUGUUUUUCCAAGGUGCUGGUGCUUGUCUGAGGACCAAAGCACUCGUUUUCGUUGCCUUGUCCCAAGCUGCUCGUCAAGGAUGCCUAAAAGGAAAAGCCAAGCGCUCAUCGAUUCGGACAGCAGCAAGAGUUCUGAGGAGAGUGGCUCCGAUUUAGACAACGAAUUACUGACUUUGGCAAAAAAGAAACAAAAGAAGACUAGCAAUGAUGGCUCUAGUUCCGAAGCAAGCAGUUCGAAUAAGAAGGACAGCAAGGUCUUUGACUCAGAUACGUCAGAUUCUGACGACGAGUGGAAUGCAAAGGGUGGUAAAACAAAAAAGAAAAAGGUACCUGCAAAAAGAACCAAAAGGAAGAUGACAAAGUCCAGUAGCGGAGAAAGUGAUAGUGAAAAGGAGGAGGAGCCAGAAAAAGUCUCAGAGCCUGAAGAAGGUGAGGUAUCAGAUUCAGAUGUUAGUGACUCUGAUUCAAUCCAAGAAGAAUUUGACGAUGGAUAUGAUGAAAAGCUCAUGGGAGAUGCUGAAGAUCAGGCAAGACUUGCUCUAAUGACUGAAAAAGAAAGAGAGCAAGAAAUUUUCAAACGCAUUGAGCAAAGAGAAGAAAAAAAGAGAAGGUUCGAAAUUGAAAAAAAACUUAGGAUUCAAAAAAAGCAAGAAGCAAAGAAACAAAAAGAGUUUAAAAGAAAAGAGAAAGGUGGCGAUGAAAAGAAAGUUGAUAGAGCACCAGAUCCUAAGGAAAGGAGUAAAGACCGCAAAAAAACAAUUGAACAAAAGCAGGAUAAGAAAUCUGAUGCUAUGGCUGCAUUACAAGCAAAGCGUGCCGAAAAACGGGAGCGUGAGGAAAAAGAAAAGCAGCGAAUGGAAGAACAGAAAGAGCAAUCAAAGGAUGACGAAGAAGAAUUAGAGGGAGAUCACAAGGGUGGAUCUAAAACAAAACUCAAAGCAUCUGAUAUUUAUUCAGAUGAUAGUGGUUCCUCAGACAGCGGUGAUGAAGAAGAAUCAAGCAAACCAGCAUCAAGGCAAAGAUCUUCCUCUAGUUCGUCAAGAGACUCUGACUCGGAUGACGAUAAGAAAUCUGUUAGUAGUGUAAAAACGAAAUCUAAAAAAGUGACCUAUGUUAAUACAAAAGAAGAUUUGAACAAAAUUCGACUAUCACGUCAUAAAAUCGAGAGAUUUGUGCAUCUUCCAUUCUUUGAGCGAGUCGCGCAGGGUUGUUUCGUCAGAAUCGGUAUUGGAAAUAAUAACGGAAGACCAGUGUACAGAGUUGCGGAAAUCAGUGGUGUUUGUGAAACAGCCAAAAUCUACCAAUUAGGUAAUACCAAAACUAACAAAGGACUGAAACUAAGACACGGAGCACAAGAGCGUGUAUUUAGGCUAGAAUUCGUAUCGAAUCAAGAGUUCACAGAAUCUGAGUUUUUCAAAUGGAAAGAGACUUGUGCUUUGCAGGGCAUUUCUAUGCCUACUUCUGAGGAAAUGGACCAAAAACUUAAAGAUAUCAAGGAGGCGAUGGUGUACGAAUUUAAGGAGGAAGAUAUAGAAAAAAUUGUCCAAGAAAAGGGUCGAUUCAAGGGAACACCGUACAACUACGCAAUGAAGAAGGCUCAACUGAUGAGGGAGCGAGAUGCUGCUAACUGCCGAGGAGAUGACGAGACUGCCAGUCGUCUUAAUAUCGAAAUUAGUGAAUUGGAAGAACGAGCCUCCGAUCUAGAUAAGAAAAGAUCUGCAACUAUUUCGAGCAUUUCAUAUAUUAACGACCGAAAUCGUAAGAAAAAUGUGGAAGAAGCUGAAAAAGCAAUUUUGGAGGAAAUCAAAGCAAAUAGAGGUAAAGUGGUAGAUGAUCCAUUUACUAGACGAAGUACAAGGCCCAAAAUGUUUUCUCAAAAGGAUGAUAAUGAGCAACAGGAACCAGCUCCUACUAUCAAAGUAAUUGAAACUGUACAAAAACCAGUUCUAAAAGAGAAAGAGCCAAUACCAGAAGUCAAGAAAAAGCAAAACACAGAUUUAUUUAAUGCUCAUAAUUUCGAUAUUAUGAUAGAUCUGGAGGUCCCUAUAGCGAACAAUCCAGUUAAUGUUCUUCCAAAACCUAUUAAUAAUAUGAAGGAUUCAGGACCCCGUCGGUCUUUGAACUUGGAAGAUUACAAGAAGAAACGUGGCUUGAUCUAACGUUUCUCUAAACGUAAAUUUAAUCGAGCGAAAAGUGACUCAAGGGAUUAUCGUUAUGAAUUAAUUGUUUGUUAAUGAACAAACGAGAGCGUGAUUGAAAUAAAAAAUAAUGGCGGUCGAGUGUCAUUGCUUAAUUUGGAUAAUAAGCCUUCGAAGUUCUACAAUACUUUGCUCUCGCAACACUGAUCCAUCCAAUUUGAUCAUUUAAACACUGGUUUUUGAUUAUUUUAAUUAAUAAUGUUGUGAGUCAGUAUAUAACUCACACUGUGCAGAUAUCAUUGGAAAUCUGCAAUGACGUAAGCUGUCGAACUUUAUGUAAAAGUUCAACAACUAUGGGUACUUUUUAAUACAUCUUAUACGCGGAUCACUAGUCCAAUAUAGGACAUAGAAAACAGCUGAGACUGUUUACUUUCUACAUCACUUUGUGGAGUGGUACGAAUAUUGCGUCUCAAGUGCGUAAAUUUAAUGUUAAACUUUGUGAACAUAUGUAAGAUCAAAUAAAUUGUGUGGACAAAAAACGUUUAACUGUUAACGAUUUCAAAAUGCAGGUUAUACUUUAUUCAUAACUUUAUAAUUUGAUUACUAUUCCAUUAGAGUAUGAUAUAUUUUUUUAUUUUCUGUAAUGUGAAAUAGCUACAGAACAGUAUUAAUAUUAUUUUUCACAGUAUCUGUAUGGGGAAACAACAAAUACAGAAUCGUUAUGCUAAGGAUAUUUUUUUUAUUUUCUAUUUUAUGUACUUGCAUCGCUAAAUCUAUUUUUCUUUUUACAAUCUUAGUAACAAAUAAGUUCAACAGUUUUUGUUAAUAAUUUCUCUUUUUAAUACAUUGUAUUUUCUUUUAGAGGCAUAUGCGUUCUUUUUUUAAAAAGUUUCUCAUGUAGAGAGAAACUGAUAUAUUUUUACAAACGAUAGCGUUUUAUGUUAAAAUUGAAAUAAUUGUAAGCCUGCAUUUUGAAAAUUAGAUAUUUUAAUUUAACGCUAGUGUUACACAACUGACGUAGAUGAUAUUUCGUGGCAAGUUGGUUUGAACGAAACAAGAAAUCGUCUUUAUGGUUUUUGUAAAAAUAAGAAUUUUAAUUAAGAAUAAACGCUGGACUGCGAUCUUAAUUUGUAUUAGGGCAAUGCUUCGAUUUUUUAAAGCACUACACACAUUCAAAUUCUGUAAGAAUGUUUGUUUUGCGAUUCAGCAUUUAUAUUUAGAUAGGGAAAAAAAAUGUUAAACUCUGGACUGAUUACUGUACAUUAUAAUAAAUUGUAAUAGGAACGAAGGCAUCUCUAUAACGGCGCUCGCUGCAGUAUUCCGAUGUAUGUACAUAAGAUGUAUAUUUCAUGAAUAUUUGUUAUACAAUUGUAUAUAAUCUUACGAUACUACUUGAAAUAUACAUACACACAAAAAAUUCACUUUUUAUUUAUUUAGAUAUUCGACGUAGUAUUAUAGUAAUCGUGAACAAUCCAACUGUUACUGCAAAUCAUGCAUGUAUGCGUAGCGACAAUUUCCUGUACUUACGAAUAAAAAUCAUACCAUCAUACAAGAAAA